Molecule: messenger RNA, 1656 nt
Organism: Carassius auratus (goldfish)
Lineage: Eukaryota; Metazoa; Chordata; Actinopteri; Cypriniformes; Cyprinidae
Product: histone H3-like centromeric protein A
Exons: 4
Coding region: 376-810 (144 amino acids)
Cellular component (GO): nucleosome
Molecular function (GO): DNA binding; structural constituent of chromatin; protein heterodimerization activity
Source: RefSeq, a predicted model, not a curated record
CCUCAUUGGCCAAGGAUCUGUUUACGCAGCGUGCAGCACUGUUUGAAUUCGUGCGUUAUCGAAGACUUCAAAACUACUGUAUCGGUAAAUAAUGCGCUGGUUUUGUGAGUUUUGAUUGUCUGAAAUUUGUAGACCUCGCGAAAUAUAGGACCCGGAAUAGAGAGAAAGUGUCUGACGUCGCAGUCGUUUUGAAUUCAGUUUUAAUUGUACCGUUAUGUGAGCUGGAUAAUACAUUUUUCUAUAUUUAACGUGAGUGUAAGUUAUAGGAGAGUAACUUCAUGUAACGUUAACGGUAAUCAGUAUCUGUUCACAAGCGACUAACAGUCGUUUUCGGUGUGUUGCUGUCUAGCGCUGUUGAUCUGAUAUUGAGUGGCCAUGCGGCAUAAUAGUUCGGCUCACAGGCGAAAGCCGUCGACCCCCAGGCGCAGAUCUCCACCAGAGCCGCGGCCAACCCCGCCGCCCUCCAGAGCCCGGCGCACCAGCGGACCCUCCGCGUCCCCACGCAAGAAACACAGGUUUCGCCCUGGCACUCGAGCUCUGAUGGAGAUACGUAGAUAUCAGAAGUCUACUGGUCUGUUGCUGCGCAAGGCCCCGUUUUCACGGCUGGUUCGAGAGGUGUGUCAGACAUUUAGUCGAGGACAGAUGAUGUGGCAGGGAUAUGCUCUAAUGGCUUUACAGGAGGCUGCAGAAGCAUUCUUGGUCCGUCUGUUUUCUGAUGCCAACCUCUGUGCCAUUCAUGCCAAGAGGGUGACAUUGUUUCCACGAGACAUACAACUUGCCCGGCGAAUCAGAGGUGUUGAAAACAUGUGAAGUUGUAUAAUCUGUCUUUUUCUGUUUGUUUCUUCUUCUUUUUUAAAGAUCUAUACAGUAGUGAUGGCCGCUUUUGAAACACUGCUUCAUGAAGCUUUGAAACCUUUGUGAAACCAUUUGUUUUGAAUCCGUGUAUCAAAAUGCAUUUUAAAAAUUCAAUGGUUUGCAUUCGGGGGGGCGACUUCUUUGAAGUUCAUUGAGCUCAACCUGAAGCUGCGAACCAUUGAUCGUCUCUGAUCUCAGAUCAGUUUUAUCAAUUUGUAGACAUUUUAACAAGUUAUUUGUGUAAUUAAAAGGAUGAGUUGUGUCUCUUAAUGGCCUGUUUAAGCUCUCCAUUAAACGAACAAAGCAAAUUAAUAAUAAUUAUUUUAAAAACACACAUUAUACAGACACUUCAUAUUGAAUGGUAUUUCAUUAUUUUGACUGCAUUUAAUAUAAUAAUUUCAAGAAAGCAUUUGUAUUGGAUUUUAUAAAGCAGUUUUUCAGCAUGUGGUGUUUUGACCGCCUCGAAACAGUGAAUCGUUUAGCAAAGCAAUUGGUUCAAUUGAUCUGAAGCUUUGUUUCUCCCAUCACUACUGUACAGACAGAUAUGUAUGGACAUUUUCUAUAUUUGGUGGCAUGUAAUCUGUUUCCAUUCCUUGAAUCAAAUGUUCAAACGGUUGCAUAAAUAGGUCCAAAGUAACCAAAUGUUCAUAUGGCAUUGUAGUGCGUUGAUGACAUUCUCCAAUUUGUAAAAAUCUUUUAGAAUUGCAAUAUAAAUAUUUUAUUUUUGUGUUUUAAGAUUGCAAAGAUGAUGUUUGUUUUGAUGAUGUUUGUUGAUAAUAAACUGAUAUUUGCAGAAUUGCA